This is a messenger RNA of Pteropus alecto (black flying fox), 769 nucleotides long. It is a transcript of the gene TTC9, whose product is annotated as tetratricopeptide repeat domain 9. The record is from RefSeq and is a predicted model, not a curated record. The annotation marks the transcript as partial. The transcript has 3 exons. NCBI's taxonomy places the organism in Eukaryota, Metazoa, Chordata, Mammalia, Chiroptera, Pteropodidae. Gene Ontology annotation, molecular function: protein binding.
GCGGCGGCCGAGCCCGCCGAGUUCAUCCGGCGCGCGCACGAGUUCAAGAGCCAAGGGGCGCAGUGCUACAAGGACAAGAAAUUCCGCGAAGCCAUCGGCAAAUAUCACCGGGCGUUGCUGGAGCUGAAGGGGCUGCUGCCCGUCCCCGGGGAACAGGAGCGGGACUCGCGCGCGGCCUCCCGGGCCGGGGCCCCCAACCCCGGCCGCCUCUCGGAGGAGCAGAGCAAGACCGUGGAAGCCAUCGAGAUCGACUGCUACAACAGCCUGGCAGCCUGCCUGCUCCAGGCUGAGCUGGUAAACUAUGAACGAGUCAAGGAGUAUUGCCUCAAAGUCCUGAAGAAGGAAGGGGAGAACUUCAAGGCCCUUUAUCGGUCUGGUGUGGCCUUCUACCACCUUGGAGACUAUGACAAAGCACUCUACUACCUGAAAGAAGCAAGGACCCGACAGCCAACAGACACCAACGUGAUUCGGUAUAUCCAACUGACAGAAAUGAAGCUCAGCAGAUGCUCCCAGAGAGAGAAGGAAGCCAUGUGACUACAACACCUCUCUAGAGUUGCACCUGCGCCUGACCCGGGACUUCCAGACACUCCCUGGUGGAGAACCCCACCCUGAGUUCUGGUCCUUUCUCCCACUUUUUCCAUCAUCCCCCUCCCGCCUCUUCCUCCUGUUGCCCCUUCACUCUGUCUACUCCCAGUGUGAAAAGGAGAGAUGCAAAUUUGGAAUCUGUUGGGUUGCCCCAUCAACAGAAAUAUCCUCUUCUCUAGUAGGU